Messenger RNA from Penicillium longicatenatum, 1497 nucleotides. Its product is annotated as choline transporter-like family protein. The record is from RefSeq and is a predicted model, not a curated record. Gene Ontology annotation, cellular component: plasma membrane. NCBI's taxonomy places the organism in Eukaryota, Fungi, Ascomycota, Eurotiomycetes, Eurotiales, Aspergillaceae. The transcript is spliced from 2 exons. Gene Ontology annotation, molecular function: transmembrane transporter activity. The coding region runs from base 1 to 1497 and encodes 498 amino acids. Gene Ontology annotation, biological process: transmembrane transport.
AUGGAAAUUACCAACCGCCAGCAGCGGAGCCCAAACCCCCCUCCUCCAUACCCUGAGAAUGCAGCUCCACCACCGCAGUCCGGUCAGACCUUUGAUCAAGCCUUCAAGGUCGACGGACCGAAGUACAACGAUAUAUGGGCAGGUCUUUUGCUGAUCGCAGUCUUCUUGGGAUAUGUUGCCGUGUCAGGCUUGACCAUCCACUCGUACGCCGUCCACAAAGGGUUCAGUGGAGGAGGUAUCUACAACUCUGGCAAUGAUUUCUCAUUGAACACCAAUACCCUUGUGCUUUUCAUCUUCGUCCUUUGCGUCGCCCUAGUCUUCUCCUGGGCAUAUUUCAUGGGUGCGCGCUACUUCACCAAGACCUUCAUUUGGGUCACAGGCAUUCUGAACAUCGUCUUCGCUUUUGCAACGGGGAUCUACUAUAUCGCACGCAAGCAAUAUGGAGGCGGAAUAGUAUUCCUGCUCUUCGGUGUCUUCGCAGUUAUCUGUUUCAUCAGCUGGAUUCCGCGUAUUCCAUUCACUGCCUUUAUGCUGCAGACUACUAUGGAUGUUGCCCGAGGCUAUGGAAACGUUUUCCUCGUUAGUGCGCUAGGCGGCAUCGUGACUGUCGCUUUUGCAGCAUGGUUUUCUGUGACCCUGGUCUCGAUCUAUGUCGCAUAUGAGCCUGAUUCCACUGGUACAAAUCCAGCUUGUGUGAACGGCGGCUGUAGCACGGCGAAAGUGAUUGGUCUGGUGGCUUAUGUCACCUUUGCCAUGUAUUGGUUCAGUGAAUGGGUUAAGAACACGGUGCACACUACUAUCGCCGGAGUGUACGGGUCCUGGUACUUCUGGAGCGCAUCCGCGGGCGGCAUGCCCAAGGGUGCGACUCGCGGCGCUUUCCGUCGUGCGACGACCUAUUCAUUUGGUAGUAUCAGUUUUGGAAGUCUCAUCCUUGCGAUAAUAAAUAUGAUGCGCCAGGUGUGCUCGAUCGCUCAAAGACAAGAAGCCGCACAGGGUAAUAUUGUCGGGUCGAUCUUUGUCUGGAUUCUGGGAUGUUUCAUCGCGCUGCUCGACUGGCUGGUUACAUUUUUCAAUCGCUACGCUUUCUGCCACAUCGCUUUAUACGGAAAGCCUUAUAUCCCGGCUGCCAAGGAUACAUGGAAGAUGAUGCGCGAUCGUGGUAUUGAUGCCCUGGUACAGGACUGUUUGAUUGGCCCUGUCUUGACUAUGGGCUCUACUUUUGUGGCUUACGUCUGUGCUUUGCUGGCAUAUCUGUACUUGCAAUUCACAAAGCCGGCUUACAACGCCGAUGGGGAUUUUACUGCCGUCAUUAUGGCUUUCUCUUUUCUAAUUGGUCUUCAGGUCUGUCAGGUUUUCAUGACGCCAAUUGGAAGCGGUGUCGAGACAAUCUUUGUGGCAAUGGGCUGGGAUCCUCAGGUCAUGAUCAAUGACCACCCUGAUAUUUACUACAAGCUGGUGCAGCUGUACCCACGUGUGCAGCAGGCCAUCCACGCUUAA